CGAAAAGGAAAUUUGGAACCGGCAACUUGGCAAAUUGAACGAUGAUUGGCUAAUGCUUCAUGUGAUCCUUGUGUUUACAUUUUUGACAUGCAUGAAACUAAUGUGGUACUUCGGAGUGAAAGUUGUAUGUUUUUAAUCAAAAACACUAUUAGUUGAUUAUUUCUUAACAGAUAUUAUCACUAAUUAAGGGUCCUUUAGGACUCCAAUUUUUCUUAUUCUAACGAAAGUAAAUGGUAAAAAAAUGUUUCUUCGCUUACCUGUAAGCAAGUUUCGUCAGCUUCAACUUACUAGUAUAAUUAAAAACACUAACUCAUAUUUGAUUUCAAAUCCCACAAAAAAAGUCUUCUCUCCAUCCAACUACUGUAAUUUUCAUCGAAUUUCAUCAGUAGCUGCUCUACAAUUGAGCUCCAUUUCAAAACAUAAAUAUCACCGCAUUAAUAACUUUCAAUUGGCAUCCUGUUCUUUAUACUGUACUCAAAACAAGAAUCCCGAAAAUGAUAGGAGUAGUUCCAGCAGCGGUGGAGACGACGGCAGUGAUUCUGAUGGCCCUCCCGAACCACCUGUUGAAUCAGGUCCUGUUUCACAACAUAUGGGUGCCCUCACUUCAAUGACAAUCCCAGAAGUUUGGCCUCUGGUUCCUGUAGUUGCUGUUAGCCGUAACCCAGUGUUUCCGAAAUUUAUCAAAAUUAUUGAUGUUACAGAUCCAAAUUUAGUUGAUUUAAUUCGUAGAAAAGUUAAAUUGAAUCAGCCUUAUGCUGGGGUGUUUAUGAAAAAAUCUGAAAGUGAAGCUGAAGUUGUGCCUAACUUAAGUGACUUACAUAAUGUUGGGACAUUCGUUCAAAUACAUGAAAUGCAAGAUUUAGGAAAUAGCUUAAGAAUCAUAGUCAUGGCCUAUCGAAGAAUAAAAAUAAUUAAACAAGUAUCUGAAGAAAAUGGUACAGAUUCUCAUAGAAGACGAAAACGUAAAAAUAAGAAAAUCAUCAACAAUGAACCAACAAACAAUGUACCAACAAGCAAUGAAACGAUUAACUUGGGUUCAGUUUUAAUGGUUGAAGUUGAAAAUGUGAAGCAUGAACCAUAUGAAGUUACAGAAGAGAUUAAGGCAUUACAACAAGAAAUUGUAAAAACAAUUAGAGAAAUUAUAGCAUUAAAUCCGCUAUAUAGAGAAUCUGUUCAGCAAAUGAUUCAAGCAGGACAAAGAGUUAUCGAUAAUCCUGAAUAUUUAUCUGACUUAGGUGCUGCUUUAACUGGAGCUGAACCUCAUGAGUUACAACAGAUUAUAGAAGAAACAAAUAUUCCUAACAGACUUCUUUUAGCUCUUUCAUUGCUAAAAAAGGAAUUGGAACUCAGUAAGUUACAACAAAAAAUUGGAAAAGAGGUUGAAGAAAAAGUUAAAACAAUGCAUCGGAAAUAUAUGCUUCAAGAACAAUUAAAAGCUAUUAAAAAGGAGCUUGGUCUAGAGAAGGAGGAUAAAGAUGCUAUUGAAGAAAAAUUUCGUGAAAGAUUAAAGAAUUUGGCAGUGCCAGAAGCAGUUAUGGAAGUAAUUGAUGAGGAGCUCAAUAAGUUAUCUCUAUUAGACAACCAUUCUUCAGAAUUUGGGGUUACUCGCAAUUAUUUGGAUUGGUUGACAAGUAUACCUUGGGGAAAAACUAGUGAAGAAAAUAUGGAUUUAGAUCGAGCAUCUCAAGUUCUGGAAGAGGAUCACUAUGGGAUGGAAGAUGUGAAGAAAAGAAUUUUGGAAUUUAUUGCUGUAAGCAAACUAAGAGGAAGUACCCAAGGUAAAAUACUUUGUUUCCAUGGUCCUCCAGGUGUUGGUAAAACAAGUAUUGCUAAAUCUAUUGCCCGUGCUUUAAAUAGAAAUUAUUAUCGAUUUAGUGUAGGAGGAAUGACUGACAUUGCUGAAAUAAAAGGACAUAGACGAACUUAUAUAGGUGCAAUGCCUGGGAAAAUUAUCCAAUGUUUGAAGAAAACUAAAACAGAAAAUCCCCUUAUUUUGAUUGAUGAAGUUGAUAAAAUUGGCCGGGGAUAUCAAGGUGAUCCUUCAUCUGCAUUAUUAGAAGUUUUAGAUCCGGAACAAAAUUCAAACUUCUUAGAUCAUUACUUGGAUGUAUCUGUAGAUUUAUCAAAAGUCCUAUUUAUUUGUACUGCUAAUGUCACAGAUACCAUUCCAGAACCUUUGAGAGACCGUAUGGAAAUGAUUGAAGUUUCAGGAUAUGUUGCUGAAGAAAAAAUAUCCAUUGCUGAGAAUUAUCUUAUUCCUCAAGCACGAGAAUCUACUGGUGUAUCUAAUGAACAAGUUAAAAUUGAGAAAGAUGCUUUGCAAAAACUAAUAAAAGCAUACUGUAGAGAAAGUGGUGUUAGAAAUUUACAAAAACAUAUUGAAAAAAUUCUUAGAAAGACUGCAUAUAGUAUAGUUAAACAAGAAAUUUCUACAGUAGAGAUUACUGAUCAAAACCUACAAGAUUAUGUUGGCAAGCCAGUUUUUACACAUGACCGAUUGUAUGAAAGUACUCCACCUGGUGUUGUGAUGGGAUUGGCUUGGACUGCUAUGGGUGGAUCUACACUUUACAUAGAAACUACUAAGUACAAACCUUUAAUUGAAGAAAAGAAAUAUGAAGGCUCAUUACAGAUCACUGGACAUUUAGGGGAUGUCAUGAAAGAGAGUGCAAACAUUGCAUAUUCUGUUGCUAAGUCAUUCUUGCUUCAAGAACAACCUGAAAAUGAGUUCUUGCAAAAGGCUCAUUUACAUUUGCAUGUACCCGAAGGUGCAGUUCCUAAAGAUGGACCUAGUGCUGGCUGCACAAUGGUUACUGCAUUAUUAUCUUUAGCCCUGGGAAAAUCUGUAAAACAAAAUACAGCAAUGACUGGUGAAGUGUCACUCACAGGGAAAGUUUUACCUGUUGGAGGUAUUAAAGAAAAAUCAAUCGCUGCUAAACGAGUAGGAGUUACUACUUUAAUAAUGCCAGCUGAAAACAAAAAAGAUUUUGCUGAUUUAGCAAAGUUCAUAACUGAAGGGUUGGAUGUACAUUUUGUGGAACAUUACAAGGAUGUUUACAAGAUUGUAUUUGAAUAGCAUAUGGAAUUUUAAGAUGUUUACAUUUUAUAGGUCUUUAUAAUUAUUUAAUAAAUAUUUAUUUAUUUUUCA
Molecule: messenger RNA, 3145 nt
Organism: Parasteatoda tepidariorum (common house spider)
Lineage: Eukaryota; Metazoa; Arthropoda; Arachnida; Araneae; Theridiidae
Gene: Lon
Product: lon protease homolog, mitochondrial
Biological process (GO): protein quality control for misfolded or incompletely synthesized proteins; chaperone-mediated protein complex assembly; mitochondrion organization
Cellular component (GO): mitochondrial matrix
Molecular function (GO): single-stranded DNA binding; serine-type endopeptidase activity; ATP-dependent peptidase activity
Source: RefSeq, a predicted model, not a curated record